AUGAUGUUCCGAGACCAGGUGGGCAUCCUCGCUGGCUGGUUCAAGGGCUGGAAUGAGUGUGAACAGACAGUGGCCCUGCUGUCACUUCUGAAGCGAGUCACCCGCACCCAGGCUCGCUUCCUGCAGCUCUGCCUGGAGCACUCACUGGCGGACUGCAAUGACAUUCACCUGCUGGAGUCAGAGGCCAACAGUGCUGCCAUCGUCAGCCAGUGGCAGCAGGAGUCCAAAGAGAAGGUGGUGUCCCUCCUGCUGUCCCACCUACCCCUGCUUCAGCCGGGCAACACGGAGGCCAAGUCGGAAUACAUGAGGCUGCUGCAGAAAGUGCUGGCCUACUCGAUCGAGAGCAAUGCCUUCAUCGAAGAGAGCCGCCAGCUGCUUUCCUAUGCCCUCAUCCACCCGGCCACCACACUGGAGGACCGCAAUGCACUGGCCCUCUGGCUCAGCCACUUGGAAGAGCGGCUAGCUAGCGGCUUCCGCACCCGACCUGAGCCCACCUACCACUCUCGCCAGGGCUCAGAUGAGUGGGGUGGCCCUGCAGAGCUGGGCCCUGGGGAUGCAGGGCCAGCCUGGCAGGACAAGCCACCCCGGGAAAAUGGACAUGUGCCCUUCCACCCACCCAGCUCAGUGCCGCCAGCCAUCAACAGUAUUGGGAGCAACGCAAAUGCAGGUCUCCCCUGCCAAAUCCACCCCAGCUCGCUGAAGCGCUCCAUGUCGCUCAUCCCCACAAGCCCCCAGGCCCCUGGUGAGUGGCCGAGUCCAGAGGAGCUUGGGGCCCGGGCUGCUUUCACCACGCCCGACCACGCACCCCUCUCACCCCAGAGCAGCGUGGCCUCCUCUGGCAGUGAACAGACGGAGGAGCAGGGCUCCAGCCGGAACACUUUCCAGGAGGACGGCAGUGGCAUGAAAGACGUGCCCUCGUGGCUCAAGAGCCUCCGCUUGCACAAGUACGCAGCCCUCUUCUCACAGAUGAGCUAUGAAGAGAUGAUGACACUGACUGAACAGCACUUGGAGUCUCAGAAUGUCACCAAAGGUGCCCGCCACAAGAUAGCCCUGAGCAUCCAGAAGCUGCGCGAAAGGCAGAGCGUCCUCAAAUCCCUGGAGAAGGAUGUGCUGGAAGGCGGAAAUCUGCGAAAUGCUCUGCAGGAGCUGCAGCAGAUCAUCAUCACCCCCAUCAAGGCCUACAGUGUCCUCCAGGCCACCGUGGCCGCUGCCGCCGCCACCACCCCUACUGCCAAGGAUGGGGCCCGGGGGGAGCCACCACUGCCAGGUCCUGAGCCUCCUCUGGCUCACCCUGGCACAGACAAGGGCAGUGAGACCAAUGACCCUCCAGCUGCAGAGAGCUACCCCCCUCCACCAGCUCCGGCUCCCACUGAUGGCAGUGAGCCAGCUCCGGCUCCCGUCGCUGACGGAGACAUCCCCAGCCAGUUUACACGGGUGAUGGGCAAAGUGUGCACCCAGCUGCUGGUGUCCCGACCAGACGAGGAGAACAUCACCAGUUACCUCCAGCUCAUCGAAAAGUGCCUGUCUCAUGAGGCUUUCACGGAGACACAGAAGAAACGACUGCUGUCCUGGAAACAGCAAGUGCUGAAGCUCCUCCGGACCUUCCCGCGCAAAGCUGCACUGGAGAUGCAGAACUACAGGCAGCAGAAAGGCUGGGCGUUUGGCUCGAACUCACUCCCCAUAGCUGGUUCUGUGGGGAUGGGGGUGGCCCGGCGGACCCAGCGGCAGUUCCCAAUGCCUCCCCGGGCCCUUCCGCCUGGCAGGAUGGGCCUUCUGAGCCCUUCGGGCAUUGGGGGCAUCUCCCCUCGACAUGCCCUCACCAGCCCCAGCCUUGGGGGCCAGGGCCGACAGAACCUGUGGUUCGCCAACCCUGGAGGCAGCAACAGCAUGCCCAGCCAGAGCCGCAGCUCUGUGCAGCGCACCCACUCGCUCCCGGUCCACUCGUCACCCCAGGCCAUUCUCAUGUUCCCUCCAGACUGCCCGGUCCCUGGGCCUGACCUGGAGAUCAAUCCCACUCUGGAGUCUCUGUGUCUGAGCAUGACAGAACACGCCUUGGGUGAUGGGACAGACAAAACCUCCACCAUCUGA
Molecule: messenger RNA, 2088 nt
Organism: Rangifer tarandus platyrhynchus (Svalbard reindeer)
Lineage: Eukaryota; Metazoa; Chordata; Mammalia; Artiodactyla; Cervidae
Source: the annotation of a GenBank genome assembly